UGAUUGUCAUUUGUCACUUUUCACUCUUAUAGUCGUACUCCGUGCCGGUUUGUUCUUAUCCCGCCCAAACUUCUAUUCAAAUAAUAAACCUCAUCCGCUCAAAAGAUUUCAAGCAACCCAAACACCGGAAAAAAAUGGAAUUGUCGAAAGGAAAAGGAAGCUCGGAGAUUGAGUUCACGGAGGUCGAGACAACCGCUGAGUUCCUGGAUGGCUCUGUCAUCUUCCACGUCGUCAAGGACGCCAUUGGUUUCGUUCUCUACAUGCACCAGCAAAUCCCUUCCAUUUUGCAAGACAUCAGUCUUGAAUUCGAUUCGAUGCAUACUGAAUAUAAAGAAUUGGAGAUGGAUCUUACAAAAACAGAGGCGAAGGCAUCUUUGCGACAAAAGCACAUUGGCAGAAUGAGAGAGGUUAAGCAAGGGAUCAGAAGGAUGGAAAAGUUUAUGAGUACAAUUUCAAGUCUUCAAACUGCAUUUCAACUGAUGAUAAGCGAGAUCCCCAACAUCCAUGAGGUUAUUUUGGUCCUUGGGUCAAAUCCAAUUCGACCUCAGCACGUUUAUCACAUGUAUUUUUCACAUGCAAAUCCUGCUCCUUCUGCUGAAGCUGAUUUCAUGAAAGGCAGGACAGCAGAAGGUCUUUCAAGGAAGGCUAUUAGGGCAUUGAUCUCAAAAGGUGCAGGUUCCAGUUCCUAUCCAGGCCCUACUAAGUUGUUUCUAAUGGUUAAAGCUCCCACCUCAUUCAGUCUGCCUUUGCAUUUUCUUCCAAAACGUGACUUCAGAUACAGCAAAAAGAUUGUGCCUUUCAGACUACGGUUUAGAUGUAGAACCCAAGGUUUGCAAAUGGAUGCUCCUGAUCAUGGUCCGCAGUCUGGCAGAUCAACUGGUUUGAUAGAUUCUUCGGAUGAUCUCAUCUGGUUUCAAUGUCGGCAUGCAAUAAAGGGCAUAGCCUUCAAGACAUCAGAAGAAGAAUAAGAAGAUGCAAGAGUUCGUGCAUAUUGAUAAAUAAAGCUGCAAGUUUAAUAGCUGUGGUUACAAGUGGCCAGUAAUUAGCACUCAUCUUUAUCUGCUAACCUGCAUUCUGAUUUACGACUUCAACCUGUGUAUCACUGUGUAACUGAAUCGACUUUAUUUUGUAGCUACCAAGAAUCUACAGAGCAUUAACCAUAGAGUUUGGCUUAGGCAUUAAUUAACUUGAACUGCAACUGUGCAAGGUUUUUUUUUUUUGGAAAUAUUUCAUCUAUUGUUAGUGUAGUUUUCAGACUACACAAGUAGAAAUAGG
This is a messenger RNA of Durio zibethinus, 1275 nucleotides long. RefSeq names its product non-structural protein. Gene Ontology annotation, cellular component: nucleus. Lineage: Eukaryota; Viridiplantae; Streptophyta; Magnoliopsida; Malvales; Malvaceae. Gene Ontology annotation, biological process: regulation of exit from mitosis. The record is from RefSeq and is a predicted model, not a curated record.